Neomonachus schauinslandi (Hawaiian monk seal) is the source of this 978-nucleotide messenger RNA. RefSeq names its product melanocortin 5 receptor (gene MC5R). Gene Ontology annotation, molecular function: melanocortin receptor activity. The record is from RefSeq and is a predicted model, not a curated record. Gene Ontology annotation, biological process: G protein-coupled receptor signaling pathway. Gene Ontology annotation, cellular component: membrane. NCBI's taxonomy places the organism in Eukaryota, Metazoa, Chordata, Mammalia, Carnivora, Phocidae. The coding region runs from base 1 to 978 and encodes 325 amino acids. The transcript has a single exon.
AUGAAUUCCUCAUUUCACCUGCUUUUCUUGGAUCUCAACCUGAAUGCCACAGAAGGCAACCUUUCAGGACCAAAUGUCAAGAACAAGUCUUCAUCAUGCGAAGAGAUGGGCAUUGCUGUUGAGGUGUUUCUGACUCUGGGUCUCAUCAGCCUCUUGGAGAACAUCUUGGUCAUAGGUGCCAUAGUGAAGAACAAGAACUUGCACUCCCCCAUGUAUUUCUUUGUGUGCAGUUUAGCAGUAGCUGACAUGCUAGUGAGCAUGUCUAACACAUGGGAGACCAUCACCAUAUACUUAAUAAAUAAUAAGCACCUGAUGAUAGCAGAUGCCUCUGUACGUCACAUUGACAAUGUGUUUGACUCCAUGAUCUGCAUUUCUGUGGUGGCCUCCAUGUGCAGUUUGCUGGCCAUUGCAGUGGAUAGGUAUGUCACCAUCUUCUAUGCUCUGCGCUACCACCACAUUAUGACAGUAAAGCGUUCUGGGGUGAUUAUCAUGUGUAUCUGGACCUUUUGCACAAGCUGUGGCAUUGUUUUCAUCAUUUACUAUGAAUCCACUUAUGUAAUCAUUUGCCUCAUCUCCAUGUUCUUCACCAUGUUGUUCCUCAUGGUGUCUCUGUAUAUACACAUGUUCCUCCUGGCACGGACUCAUGUCAAACAGAUAACAGCUCUGCGUGGAUACAGCUCUGUGCGGCAAAUGACCAGCAUGAAAGGUGCUGUCACCCUGACCAUGCUGUUAGGCAUUUUCAUCGUGUGCUGGGCUCCAUUCUUUCUCCAUCUCAUUUUGAUGAUUUCUUGUCCCCAGAACCUCUACUGUUCUUGCUUUAUGUCUUACUUUAAUAUGUACCUCAUACUCAUCAUGUGUAAUUCUGUGAUUGAUCCUCUGAUAUAUGCUUUCCGCAGCCAGGAGAUGAGGAAGUCCUUUAAAGAGAUUAUUUGUUGCCAUGGUUUCAGAAUACCCUGUAGGUUUCCUGGCAGAUAUUAA